Stomoxys calcitrans (stable fly) is the source of this 1947-nucleotide messenger RNA. RefSeq names its product alpha-soluble NSF attachment protein. Gene Ontology annotation, cellular component: vacuolar membrane; SNARE complex. The transcript has 3 exons. NCBI's taxonomy places the organism in Eukaryota, Metazoa, Arthropoda, Insecta, Diptera, Muscidae. Gene Ontology annotation, biological process: intracellular protein transport; SNARE complex disassembly. Bases 331 to 1212 code for a protein of 293 amino acids. Gene Ontology annotation, molecular function: syntaxin binding; soluble NSF attachment protein activity. The record is from RefSeq and is a predicted model, not a curated record.
CUUAAAGAUAUAUUAAUAAUAGGAAGUGGGGAUAUUCGUCUCUGCAAUAGGACAACACACGCAUGACCUUUGAUAUUAUUUUCUUUAUAAACAAAGCGUCUAUUGUCAUAGCUAAUGGACUAAAAACAAUACCAGUUGUUUGUUGAUGUUUCCCAGGAAUUCCGUUGCAAAACAAUUCCUUCUCGUUUUUUGGUACAUCUUGAAAUGCGCAUGACCAACGAAAUACCACCACAAAACAACGGGGCAACGAAACAACAUUAACGUGCUGUUGCCAUCUUCAGGUCGUUGGAAAGCAGGAAAAAAAAAGAGUUGUGAUAAAUAUCAACAAAAAUGGGUGAUAGCAAUGAACAAAAGGCUUUGCAAUUAAUGCAAGAUGCUGAAAAGAAAUUGAGUCAGCAAAAAGGAUUUUUCGGCAACAUAUUCGGAGGCUCGAAUAAGGUCGAAGAGGCCAUAGAAUGUUAUCAGAGGGCUGGUAAUAUGUUUAAAAUGUCCAAGAACUGGACCAAGGCUGGUGAGUGCUUCUGUGAGGCAGCUGGUUUGCAUGCCCGGGCCGGCAGUCGCCAUGAUGCUGGCUCCAACUUUGUGGAUGCCUCAAAUUGUUACAAGAAAAUCGAUGUUGAGAUGGCCGCUCAGUGUCUAUUGAAGUCUAUAGAUAUCUACACUGACAUGGGCCGUUUUACCACAGCUGCAAAACAUCAUCAGAGUAUUGCGGAAAUGUACGAAAGUGAUCCCAACACAUUGUUGAAGGCCAUCGAACACUAUGAGCGUGCGGCCGAUUAUUUCAAGGGCGAAGAGUCAAAUAGUUCGGCCAAUAAAUGCCUGCUUAAGGUGGCCCAAUAUGCGGCCCAAUUGGAAGACUACCAGAAGGCUAUAGCCAUAUAUGAGCAAGUCGGUGCUUCGGCGUUGGAAUCAUCUCUACUCAAACACAGCGCCAAGGAAUAUUUCUUCCGAGCAGCUCUUUGUCAACUCAGUGUGGAUGUGCUAAACUGUCAACAUGCCAUAGAAAAAUAUACCCAAUUAUAUCCAGCAUUCCAAGACUCCAGGGAGUUCAAAUUGAUCAAGUCUCUGUGUGAACAUUUGGAGGAGCAAGAUAUUGAUGCCUUCACCGAGACAGUGAAAAACUACGACAGUAUUUCGCGACUCGAUCAGUGGUAUACCACAAUAUUGUUGCGAAUUAAGAAGGCCAACGACGAUAAUCCUGAUCUCUGUUAAGUAGCCUACUUUCUGCAUACCCAACACACUAACAUACUACAUACAUACAUGCAUACAUAUAUUGUUAAUUAAAGCUAAACCUUAAGGUUUGGUAGUUGGCAAACUACCAAAACCAAAGAAAAUUAUAAUAUAUUCUCCUCCUCCCUCCUCUGCCCCCCUGAAAAAUAACAACAAAACAAAACGAACCCCUUUUAAACACAUUUCUCCACAAGAAACUAGUAUAAAUGAGAACUAAAUUAGAAGAAGAAAAACCCAGAUCUAUUAAAUUAUGAGAAAAAAAAAGAAAUUUGUUUUUUGUCCUUUUUAAAUAUAAAUAACUGAAUAUUCCAUAUUAUAUAAAUAUAACAUUAAAUUAAUUAAAUAAACGCAAUUAUUACUAAUUAUAUACAAGAAAAAAAUCCAUGCAUAUUAUUAUACUAUUUAAAUUAAUUACUAACAACAAAUCACAUAUAUAAAUGAAAAAAAAAACAAAAACAAAAAGAACUAUUAUAUAUGUGUUAAUUCUAUGUAAUAAUGAUUAAAACAGAAACUUAAGAGAAUCCAAAGAAGAAUGUGAGAUUAAUAAAAUAAAAAGAUUUCCGCCAUAUAUUUAGACACAUUCCUUAAAAGUACUAGUACUACUUACCGAAAUAUUAUUGGUCAACCAGAAUGACAUCCAAUAUGACGAAAAUUCUGACGAAUCGCAAUAUAAAAAGGUAUUUAAAUAAAGAAUGCUUUAGUCGCCACCAAAAUGUA